Messenger RNA from Eptesicus fuscus (big brown bat), 1368 nucleotides. RefSeq names its product testis specific serine kinase 6 (gene TSSK6). Gene Ontology annotation, molecular function: tau-protein kinase activity; protein serine/threonine kinase activity; ATP binding. Gene Ontology annotation, biological process: microtubule cytoskeleton organization; protein phosphorylation; intracellular signal transduction. The coding region runs from base 101 to 922 and encodes 273 amino acids. Gene Ontology annotation, cellular component: cytoplasm. The record is from RefSeq and is a predicted model, not a curated record. The transcript has a single exon. NCBI's taxonomy places the organism in Eukaryota, Metazoa, Chordata, Mammalia, Chiroptera, Vespertilionidae.
GUGUGCAGGUGCCAAGCGCCAUGGGUUAGGCCCGAGAUCGGAGUCCGGCCGCCCCCCGACAGCAGCCGCCUCCUGCUCUCCGUGCGCCCCAGGCGCCACCAUGUCGGGCGACAAACUCCUGAGCGAACUCGGCUAUAAGCUGGGUCGCACGAUAGGUGAGGGCAGUUACUCCAAGGUGAAGGUGGCCACGUCCAAGAAGUACAAGGGAACAGUGGCCAUCAAGGUGGUGGACCGGCGGCGCGCACCGCCUGACUUCGUCAACAAGUUCCUGCCCCGCGAGCUGUCCAUCCUUCGAGGAGUGCGGCACCCGCAUAUUGUGCACGUCUUCGAGUUCAUCGAGGUGUGCAACGGGAAGCUGUACAUCGUGAUGGAGGCAGCCGCCACGGAUCUGCUCCAGGCCGUGCAGCGCAACGGGCGCAUCCCCGGGGGGCAGGCCCGCGACCUCUUCGCACAAAUCGCCGGCGCCGUGCGCUACCUGCACGACCACCACCUGGUGCACCGCGACCUCAAGUGCGAAAACGUGCUGCUGAGCCCUGACGAGCGCCGCGUCAAGCUCACCGACUUUGGCUUCGGCCGCCAGGCUCACGGCUACCCAGACCUGAGCACCACCUACUGCGGCUCAGCAGCCUACGCAUCGCCGGAGGUUCUCCUGGGCAUCCCCUAUGACCCCAAGAAGUACGACGUGUGGAGCCUAGGCGUCGUGCUCUACGUCAUGGUCACCGGGUGCAUGCCCUUCGAUGACUCAGACAUCGCUGGCCUGCCCCGGCGCCAGAAGCGCGGCGUCCUCUACCCCGACGGCCUCGAGCUGUCCGAGCGUUGCAAGGCACUGAUCACCGAAUUGCUGCAGUUCAGCCCGUCGGCCAGACCCUCGGCGGGCCAGGUAGCGCGCAACGGCUGGCUGCGCGCUGGGGACUCCGGCUAAAGCCGGAGUUCCCACAUACCCGCCGCCCCUAGCACUGCGCAAGCGCGGCACACGCGAGAGGCGCGCUUCCAGCGUCCCGCGAAGCCGCCGCGCACCAAUGCGCAUGCGUCCUUUCCCCUUUCCUUCUUUCUCGACAGCGGGGGCCACAGUGGCCCCUGUUUGGAAUCUAGUUCCUCCUCCACGAACCGGAGAGCGCAUGCGCAUCCUCGAUUACCCCCCCGCAAGAAGGCCCCGGGAGGGGGCGAGACCAGAGGAUGCUGAAGCAUUGCGCCUGCGCGGACUGAGCGACUGCUCUGCGGCCGGAGGAGGCUGCCAGGUAGAGCUGCCCACUAGGGGACGCACGCUGAGUGCGUCCAUUCCCAGCCCUGCCGCGCAGGCCGCCGCGGGACGGCGCGCUCCGGGCGUCACCCGCGUUGUAAUUUGCAAUAAACUCGCUCUACCUCGCA